This is a messenger RNA of Chanos chanos (milkfish), 744 nucleotides long. RefSeq names its product ecto-ADP-ribosyltransferase 5-like. The record is from RefSeq and is a predicted model, not a curated record. Lineage: Eukaryota; Metazoa; Chordata; Actinopteri; Gonorynchiformes; Chanidae. Bases 1 to 744 code for a protein of 247 amino acids. The transcript is spliced from 2 exons. Gene Ontology annotation, molecular function: NAD+-protein-arginine ADP-ribosyltransferase activity; NAD+ poly-ADP-ribosyltransferase activity.
AUGGCAGUAUGGAUGCUCUUCAUGUUUGCAGCUACAUUGGCCACAGUUCAGUGCUCCUCGGUCUUGCCUUUAGACAUGGCUCUCGAUUCUGUUGAUGAUGCUUACGUACACUGCACUGAGAAGAUGCCAAAAGUGAUCAAAAAAUAUUACUUUGACAAAGAGAUGAAGACAAAUGCAAAGUUUAGGAAUGCCUGGUAUGAGGUACAGAAAUGGGCCCAUCCAGCUUAUGGUCUAAACAAGGAGCAGGCAGUUGCCGUAUGGAUCUACACAAGUGCCAACAUUUACCUUGACUUUAAUGGGGCUGUUAAUAGUGGUAAAAAAAGUUACAAGUACAGGAAAUUCCAAUACACCUCCCUUUACUUUUUAUUGACCACUGCCAUUCAGCGCCUGAAAAAAACCCAACCACCUUACAUGACAACGUAUCGACGAACCUCAAGCAUUUAUAAGAGUGUCCCCAAAGGAACAAUAAUUCGAUUUGGCAGAUUUGCCUCGUCCUCUUUGAAUGCCAAAGUAAAUCUCAGUUUUGGGGACAAGACUUGUUUUCAAAUUCAAACCAAAUUUGGGGCUGAUCUAUCAAAAUUCUCUAAAUAUAAACAUCAAAAAGAGGUCCUGAUACCACCAUAUGAAAAAUUCAUAGUUACUUCUGUUCAGUACAGAAAGUAUAACCCUUAUCUGUGGUGUGAGGUUGUUUACACUCUACAGAGUGUCGGUACCCAGAGCAACCUGAACUGUGUUCUUUCAUAA